Molecule: messenger RNA, 4585 nt
Organism: Elgaria multicarinata webbii
Lineage: Eukaryota; Metazoa; Chordata; Lepidosauria; Squamata; Anguidae
Gene: PLCB3
Product: phospholipase C beta 3
Exons: 33
Coding region: 79-3678 (1199 amino acids)
Biological process (GO): lipid catabolic process; release of sequestered calcium ion into cytosol; phosphatidylinositol-mediated signaling
Molecular function (GO): calmodulin binding; phosphatidylinositol-4,5-bisphosphate phospholipase C activity; calcium ion binding
Source: RefSeq, a predicted model, not a curated record
GGCAGCCGAGGCAGCAGCAGCAGCAGCGGCGGCGGCUCCGCACGGGCAGCGGGGAUCCCGACCCAGGAGCGCGCAGCCAUGGCCGGGGCGCGCCCGGGGGUCCACGCGCUCCAGCUGGAACCCCUGCGGGUGCCGGAGACCCUGAUCAAGGGAAGCAAGUUCAUGAAAUGGGACGAGGAACCAACGAGCCGGACUCUGGUGACCCUACGAGUUGAUCCGCAAGGCUUUUUCCUCUACUGGACCGGUCCCAGUAAGGAAGUUGACAUUUUGGACAUCAGCUUUAUCCGAGACACUCGGACCGGACGCUUCGCCAAGCUCCCCAAGGACCCCAAGAUCAGGGAGAUCCUUGGUUUCGGGGGGCCGGAACAACGGCCUGAGGAUAAGCUGUUGACGGUGGUGCACGGCCCGGACCUGGUCAACGUCAGCUUCCACAAUUUCAUGACGGUCGUCCAGGAUGACACAGCAAAGUUGUGGACUGAGGAACUGUUCAAACUGGCUACAAACAUCUUGGCUCAGAACACCUCCCGGAACACCUUUCUGCAAAAAGCCUACACCCGGCUCAAAAUCCAGGUUAAUCAAGAAGGGAGGAUACCUGUCAAGAACAUCCUCAAAAUGUUCUCGGCUGACAAAAAGCGGGUGGAGACAGCCCUGGAGUCCUGCGGCUUGAAUUUUAACAGGAGCGAGUCGAUCAAACCUGACGAAUUCACCCUGGAAAUCUUCGAACGUUUCCUGAACAAACUUUGCCUUCGCCCGGACAUUGACAAAAUCUUGCUAGAAAUCGGGGCCAAGGGCAAGCCUUACCUCAGUCUGGACCAGCUGAUGGAAUUUAUCAACCAGAAGCAAAGGGAUCCCCGUCUCAACGAGAUCCUGUACCCCCCUCUGACGCGGGCUCAAGUGCGCCAGCUCAUAGACAAGUAUGAACCCAACCAACAGUUCCAACAGCGGGACCAAAUGUCGAUGGAGGGUUUCGGGCGCUACCUGGGGGGAGAAGAAAACACCAUUGUGCCCCCCGAGAAGCUGGAUUUAAGCGACGACAUGACCCAGCCCCUCAGCAGCUACUUCAUUAACUCCUCGCAUAAUACCUACCUCACAGCUGGGCAGCUGACAGGUAAUUCUUCGGUCGAAAUGUACCGCCAGGUGUUGCUAAGCGGCUGCCGCUGUAUUGAGCUUGACUGCUGGAAGGGGCGCCCCCAAGACGAGGAACCCUUCAUCACGCAUGGGUUCACCAUGACGACGGAAAUCCCCUUCAAGGAAGUCAUCGAAGCCAUUGCCGAAAGCGCCUUCAAGACCUCGCCCUUCCCCGUUAUCCUCUCGUUCGAGAACCACGUCGACUCGGCGAAACAGCAGGCCAAGAUGGCGGAGUAUUGCCGGAGCAUUUUUGGGGACGCUCUCCUCAUUGAUCCCUUCGAAAAAUAUCCGCUACAGCCUGGCGUAUCCUUGCCAAGUCCCCAGGAGCUGUUGGGCCGGAUCCUUGUGAAAAACAAGAAGAGGCGCACGCACGCCAAGGGAUCCGAGGGCAGCAUACGGAAGCGGCUGCUGGAACAGACCCCCAGCUCCUACAGCGACUCCUCGGGAGUCGGGGAGCCAGGAUCUCCUGCUCUAGGUUCUCCUUUGGCAGAACAGGCUGAGAUCCUUUCUCCAGUCGUGACCAACGGCGAGAUCAAAUCCGACAGAAUUGCAAAGCUCGUUGAACCCCGCAAAUCUAUCGACCGUGAAGCUGAGAGCGAAGAGGAGGAGGAACAACAGGACCCCAAAAAGCCCACGACAGAUGAGGGAACCGCAAGCAGCGAGGUCAACGCCACGGAAGAGAUGUCCACGUUGGUGAACUACAUCGAACCUGUCAAGUUCAAAUCCUUCGAGGUGGCCAGCAAACGCAACAAAUCCUACGAAAUGUCUUCGUUCGUGGAGACAAAAGGCUUGGAGCAGCUGACCAACAGCCCCACGGAGUUCGUAGGAUACAACAAGAAUCAGCUGAGCCGGAUAUACCCCAAAGGGACCCGAGUGGAUUCCUCCAACUACAUGCCUCAGGUCUUUUGGAAUGCUGGCUGCCAGAUGGUGGCCCUCAACUUCCAGUCUCUUGAUCUGCCGAUGCAGCUGAACCUGGGCAUCUUUGAGUACAACCGCCGGAGCGGCUACCUUCUCAAGCCGGAGUUCAUGCGGCGCCUGGACAAGCUCUUCGACCCCUUCACCGAAGACAUUAUCGACGGCAUCGUGGCCAACACCGUCAAAGUGAAGAUAAUUUCGGGGCAAUUCCUGUCGGACAAGCGGGUCGGCAUCUACGUCGAAGUGGACAUGUUCGGGCUGCCCGUUGACACCAAGCGCAAAUUCCGGACGCGGACCUCGCAGGGCAAUUCUUUCAACCCGGUGUGGGACGAAGACCCUUUUGUGUUCCACAAGGUGGUGCUACCCACGCUUGCUUCGCUGCGUAUAGCCGUCUUUGAAGAGGGAGGGAAAUUUGUCGGGCACCGAAUACUCCCCGUCUCUGCCAUCUGCUCAGGGUACCACUACAUCUGUCUCCGUAGCGAGAGCAACCAGCCCCUCUGUCUACCGGCACUGCUGGUCUACACAGAAGCCUACGACUAUAUCCCGGACGAUCACCAAAAUUACGCAGAGGCCUUGAUUAACCCCAUCAAACACGUCAGCUUAAUGGACCAGCGAGCCAAGCAGCUGGCAGCUCUGAUAGGCGAGAGUGAGGAGAAUGCGGAGAAGCCGCAGGAGACGCUGUCAAGAAGCUCGUCCAAUGCGGCCGCCGGCCCUGCCGAAGAGACGCACAAGCCCUCGCCCGCCUUGCUCUCCCCGACCCGAAGCCCCAGCAUUGUCCCCAGCCAAGUGCAGAGGGAUGAUCUGAUCGCCAGCAUCCUGGCAGAGGUGUCCCCCCAAUCUGUGGAGGAGCUGCGGCAGCAGAAGGCCUUCGUGAAGCUUCUGAAGAAACAAUACCGUGAGCUGAAAGAGCUCCGGCGGAAACACAUGAAGAAGAUCUGCAGCCUCAACAAGAAGCAGAACGCCCAGCUAACUCUGGUGGAGAGGACCCGGCUGCGAAGCCGAGAAGGGUCUCAAAGUUCUUUGGAGACCUCGCGGCAAGAGCCCGAGGGGACACGCCGGAAGGUGGAGCUGCAGGACUGGCAAAUCCAGGGCUUGCUGCAGCUGCGUGAGUCUCAGCAUCAGCUGGAGCGGGACUGCAAGCGAGAACACCUGUGCCAGGCCCAGCAGCGCUUGAGAGAGGUCGCCCGCGACUGCCAGGCUGCCCAGCUGAAAAAGCUGAAGGAGACGAGCGAGAAGGAGAAGAAAGAACUUCAGAAAAUCUUGGACCGGAAACGGCACAACAGCAUCUCCGAAGCGAAAUCCCGGGAGAAGAGCAAAAAGGACGUGGAGCUGACGGAGAUUAACAGGCGGCACAUCACCGAAUCAGUGAACUCCAUUCGCAGGCUUGAGGAGGCCCAGAAACGGCGUCAGGAGAAGCUGCUGGCGGGACACCAGGGAAUCUUGCAGCUGAUUGAGGACGAAGAGCCAUGGUUGGCUGCCCAGCUAGAACACGAGUGUGAACUGGAGGGCCACGCGUUGCCUCAGGAAAUUGGCCGCUACCUGCAGGAAGAACUAGACGGAGGGGUCAGUAACGGACACCCGCCCGUAUCCAGUGUCGCUCCCACACCUGCUGAAGAGGACCUGACAGUCCUGUGAGACUUGGAGGGGAAGUUGCGCUGGUGGUAGAAGCGCCGGUGGAUGUGGGCAAGGAAGAGAGCGACGGGGAACACCUUCAAAGUACCUCCCCGCUCUCUGCCAACCUGGCUCUCACUAAAUGUGUGUGUGUGUGUGUAGCGGGCAGAGCCAAUGUGGGGCGGGGGGGGGGAAACACCCUAAAGGCACUUCACUUUUUCUUUUUUUCUUUCUUUUUUUAAAAAAAGGACAAAUGUUUUAUUUUUUUAAACUAUUUUUUUUAAUUAACUAACUGUAAUUUGUCUUCUCCCACUUUUGAAACGAGGCUGGAGAAUGACUCGCGGAUCCCCCUCCACGGAGGCACGCACCCGCCACGGAGAUGGGAACCGGAGUCCGGCGGCUUUGGGGUGACCUUUUAAUGCACUAUUCCGGGAAGGUGGGAACUGUCAAUGCCACCCCACCCCACCCCACCCCUUCUGCCACAGAGAGGGUGGAAAGAAAAAGGGCUCUCUUUUUUUAAAAAAAUAUACCAUCCUGCUUUUUUAAAAAGAAAAUGGUUGAAACGUAUCGUACCAGACCUGUGUAGGAAUGCGUUCGCCGUCCCCUGGUGUUGAAUGGUGUCUUGUCGGUUUCUGUCUUCCGACGUCCCCUCACUACACAUUGGGGGAGUCGUGGAGCAGCUGUGUGGGGCUGAGAGCAACUUGGGAAGGCUGUGUAAAGAAAAAGACUUUUUUUUUUGGUUAAAAAAAAAAAAAGAAUAUGUGGGAGGCAGGUCCCUCGCUGCUUUUGAGGAUGGGCGUGAAGGCAAAAGAGGUGAAUGCUGUUCUGCCCGUGUGGUUUGGUGUCAGAGUUAUAACCUGGCCUCUCUCUUUCUCUGGAUGUAAUUUUUCCCGUUUUUUUUUUUAACCUAAGUAAUAAACGUGUAAGUUGC